This is a messenger RNA of Pipistrellus nathusii (Nathusius's pipistrelle), 723 nucleotides long. The record is from the annotation of a GenBank genome assembly. Lineage: Eukaryota; Metazoa; Chordata; Mammalia; Chiroptera; Vespertilionidae.
AUGUUCCCUUUGCUCAUUGGGGCUGGACUGAUGGUUCUGAACCUAGUGACCCCUGCCAGAUGCCAGAAAACAGAACCCCUCAGUGGCUCUGGGGACCAGCUACUCUUCCGGGGAGCAGAUCGCUAUGACUUUGCCAUCAUGAUCCCUCCAGGAGGCGUAGAAUGCUUUUGGCAAUUUGCCCACCAAAGUGGAUACUUCUAUUUCAGCUAUGAGGUUCAGCGGACACUGGGAAUAUCUCAUGAUCGGCAUAUUGCUGCCACUGCACAUACCCCACAAGGUUUUCUCAUAGAAACCUCUCAGAAUGUCCGGGGCCAGAUUAACUUCUCUACCCACGAGACAGGUUUUUAUCAACUUUGUCUAAAAAAUCAGCAAAAUCACUUUGGUUCUGUGCAAGUGUACCUCAAUUUUGGAGUCUUCUAUGAAGAGCCUGAGAUAGACCAUAAACAGAACGAAAGAAAACAACUGAAUGACACUCUGGAUGCAAUUGAGGAAAGUACACGAAAGGUACAGAAAAAUAUCUUUCACAUGUGGCGUCAUUACAACUUUGCCCGCAUGAGGAAAAUGGCUGACUUUUUCCUUCUCCAAUCAAACUAUAACUAUGUGAACUGGUGGUCGAUGGCCCAGAGCCUUGUGAUUGUUCUUUCUGGGGUCCUGCAGCUGUACUUCCUGAAGCGUCUCUUCAAUGUUUCAACGACUACUGACACAAACAAGCCAAAAUGCUAA